AUGUUAUCGAAGGUAAAGUUUGCAAUAAAAUCAAAGCGAAAUCGGCGUGCAUUAGGAGCACGAAGUAUAUCAUUAGAUGAACAAAUCAAUUUAAAUUUGAAAUCGACUGAUGAAUUUUUUAUUAGUAAUCAACAACGUACAGAAACAAAUGAAGAAGAUAUUACAAUUGUUUGGUUAAGUAAAACUAAACAAAAUAAAUCACUUUUAACAUCUCUUCGAUUUAUUAAUGAUUAUAUUCAAUUGUUCGAUGAUGAAGAAAAUGCAUUGACAUAUAUUCAAUCAAUUUUAGAAGAAAAAAUCAUUGUAAUUAUUGAUUAUUUUAAUGAUCAUCUUCUUACUGUACUAAAUGAAUUGAAACAAGUUGAUGCAAUAUUUCUUUUCACAUCUACAUCACCAUCUGAACUUCCAUCAUGUAUAACAGCAUUUUGUUCUACUGAUGAAGAAUUAAUCAAUGAAAUAGAUCAUACUUGUCAACAAAUUAAUAAACAUCUGGCUGCUUUUUCAAUUUAUAAUCAUAAGAAUAAAGAAAAACAGGAUUUAACUCAUGAAGCUGGUUCUUUUCUGUUUUUUCAAUUAUUUAAAGCUGCUUUUAAAAAAUUACCUACAAAUUCCGAAUCAAAAAAAUUAAUGAUUUCAAAAUAUCGUGAUUAUUAUGUUGGUAAUAGAAAAGUAUUGAAUGAAAUUUUGGAUUUUGAACUUAAUUAUAAAUCAAAUAAAGCAAUUCAAUGGCAUACAAAUAAUUCAUUUAUUUAUCGAUUAAUUAAUAAAGCUUUACGUACAGAAAAUAUCGGUUGUUUAUGUUAUUUUCAUUUUUAUAUUUCUGAUUUAUCCAAACAAUUAGAAAAAGAAUUUGUUAAAUUUAAAAAACAAUAUUUUGAAUCAACAAUUAAAUUCUAUCGAAGUUUUAAAACAACAUCUGAACAAAUAAAAAACUUUCAAUAUAAUAUUGAUAGUUUAAUAUUAACUAAUGAAUAUUUAUCAACAACACGUAAUCGUGAAAUAGUUUAUGAUUUUAUUAAGCAAUUAAAUAUUCAAACUAAUGAAGAAAAAGUUAUAUUUGAAUAUACAAUAGAUAUGAAAUUAGUUAAAUCAAUUAUUUUUGCUGAUAUUUCACAAUAUAAACAAAAUUCUAAUGAUAAUGAAAUACUUAUUGAUAUAGGUGUUGUUUUUAAAAUUAAUUCAUGUAUAUAUAAUGAGAAAGAUAAUUUAUGGAUAGUAAAUGUUAGUGCAACUGAUGAAGGUGUUGACAUUGCUUCGGAAUAUGUUGAAUAUCAAAAAGCUAAAAUGACUGAUUCAAAUAUAAUGUUAAUGCUUGGUCAUUUAAUUAUUGAAACUGGUAAUUAUUAUAAAGCAGAAAAAUAUUUUGAUGCUAUUUUACAUUCAUCUAUUCCAAAUGAUGAAGAAAUUUCUUGUAUAUAUUAUAAUAUGGGUCGCAUUUAUCGAUUAAAAGGUGAAUAUGAUCGUGCACUUGAAUAUCUUGAUCAAGCCUAUACGACACAUUCAAAAGCUCGACCAGCUCGUUUAAUAAGUGCAGCGAAAGCAAUGAAUGCUAUGGGUAUUGUUUAUAAAGAACAAGAUAAUAUUACACAAGCAAUUGAAUCAUUUGAAUCUGCUCUUAAAACUUAUGGAAAAACUCUUCAAGCAUCUCAUCCAGAUGUUGCAGGAACACUUAUUAAUCUUGGAAAUAUUUAUUGUGCACAAGAAGAAUUUACUGAUGCUCUUUCAUGUUUUAAUCGAGCACAACAUAUAUAUGAUCGUAAUUUACCACCUAAUCAUCCAAAUAUAGCAAUUUUAUUGAAUAAUAUUGGAAAUCUUUAUCAACAACAAUCUCAAUUAGAUUUAGCUUUGAAUGCUUAUCAACGUGCUUUAGCAAUAUAUGAAAAUAUUUUACCACCUAAUCAUCCUGAUAUUGUUCGAAAUCAACAUAAUAUAUCGAAAAUAUAUAUAAUGCUUGGUGAUCAAAAGAAUCCUAAUUUUCAAUUGAAACAAACUGCUCAAUGUGAUUUAAACAUUAAAUUAGACUCGAAUAUGGAAAUUAUUGGAAUGAUCAAUUUUUAA
Adineta steineri is the source of this 2058-nucleotide messenger RNA. The record is from the annotation of a GenBank genome assembly. NCBI's taxonomy places the organism in Eukaryota, Metazoa, Rotifera, Eurotatoria, Adinetida, Adinetidae.